Molecule: messenger RNA, 407 nt
Organism: Owenia fusiformis
Lineage: Eukaryota; Metazoa; Annelida; Polychaeta; Sabellida; Oweniidae
Source: the annotation of a GenBank genome assembly
CAGGUGAAAUACAAACAGCUCAAAUGACACGGAUCACCAACAAAAAUAUUGAUAAACCAUUCCGUUGUGAUCUAUGCUAUAAGCAGUUCAGACUACGGCACCACUUAACACAACAUAAAAUGACACAUACAAGAGAAAAACCAUUUGCUUGCGAAUUUUGUGACUACCGGGCAGGACGGGUGCAUACUUUAAAGAAUCACAUAGCCGUUGUUCAUGUUAACAGGACGAAGCAAUUUACAUGUAGUUUUUGCGACUAUAAAUCGGAAGACAAUUUUUCUUUGAAGAUCCAUAUUAUGGCUUAUCAUCAAGACGUUGCCGAAGCUAGCCAGCAAAAGUAGUGCUGUAAAACCUUUGUAAGUGGGCCACUUUUGAGAGCUCAAAAUAUUGUUCUACUUGCAAGACAUUCC